GCGACAAUACACGCGCCGUUUGGCUUGCUUUUCCGGUCAGCACCGUAAAUGGCGGCUAGAAUGGGGACGCGAGUCGAGAGAGAAAUGCUACGUCACGAAACGAGAAGGUUGUGGAGAGAGAGAGAGAGAUGGCGUGAAGAAAGAGGAAGCGUUGCAGCUGUCACCGAGUGGCUCAAGGACGCGAGCGCACGACGCACUGUGACUGCAGAGUGUGUAGCAGCGUGGCUUCGUGUUUUGACUUGCGGCACGGCGUGCGUUUCAGGCCUGUCGCUGCCUGAUGCGCAACUGACACUUGAGACUCGCCGUAGCAGCAUCCCUCUACACUAUACGUCGGAUCCUACAAGUGACUCUUUUUUUUUAUUAUUAUUGGAGAAACCUUAUUGAGGAGAUUCACCGACUGCUGCUGGACUCGGGACAGCGGAGACAGCCAGCCAUGAGCGCUCUUCUCGAGAGGCUCGCCCUGUCAUACUUCUGGGACUGGCGCUGGAUCACGACUGCGCUGGUCUUCGCAGUAUCCUACUUCGUCGGUCGUUUCUACCACCGGGUGUCCAAGUAUCCGAGGGGGCCGUUUCCUUUGCCACUGGUCGGAAACCUUCUCAGUCUCCGCAAAGUGAACUUGGCAACCAAGGCAAGCGAAUGGUCCAAGGUGUACGGAGACGUCUUCACCCUGUGGAUGUCCCACAGGCCCAUGGUUUUUCUCAACAGCUACGAUGUCAUUCGAGAGGCCUUCCUCGACCGCCGGCAUGAGUUCGCAGGGCGCUUUCCAACUAAGAUGAGUGCCCUGCAAAACCAAGGAAACCACGAUAUCAUGUUCGAGGAUUACAACCCGCGUUGGAAAGCACUUCGAAAGGUGGCCCUUCUUGCUGUAAGGAAGUACGCCGUCAGCGAGUCCCUCGAGAAGCUGAGCACGGAGGUCGUCGACGACUACGUGGACUCCUUGAAAGAGGGCCCGCAGGUUGUCGAAUCAAGGGAGCCGUUUCUACACAUCCUUUUCACCCUCAUUGGAGUUUCUGUCUACGGCACAACGGUGGAGGAAGCAAAAAAGGAUGUCAAGCAUUUGGAAGAGAUCAACCGCAGGUUCUUUGAGAUCGCCCCUGAUGGACUGCCAAGCGACGUCGCGCCCUGGCUGGGAAUCUUGUACCGGCGUAGAGAAAAAGCGAUCGAACGUAUCUUUCACGAGUCCUUCGAGUUCUCAAACAGGUUAUUCAGCGCGGCCGAAGCCACUUAUGCACCAGGCAAAACAGAAAACUUCACUCACGCCAUGUUGUCCGCUCGCGAAGAUGCCAUACGUGAAGAGAAGGGUGACGCCGAAUAUCUUACCAAAGGCAACAUGGUCCAGGUUGUUGUAAACAUAUUUGGAGCUGCCACUGACACUUCGGCCGGAGAACUUCAGUGGCUAUUUCUGAUGAUGGCUAAAGAGCCGUGGAUUCAAGAAAAGAUUAAAAAAGAAAUCGAGGACAACAUCGGAAGCACGCCACCUGUCUACAAAGACAGGGAGAAGAUGCCCUUCACCGUGGCCUGCUUGAUGGAGACGCUGCGAUGCUUCCCAGUAGCUCCCAUCGGCCUACCGCACAACACCACGACGGACACUAAAAUUGGAGAGCUGGAGCUACCAAAGGACACGGGCAUAAUAUUCAAUGCGUACGGCGUGAACCACGAUCCUAAUCUCUGGGACGAGCCGGAAAAGUUCCGGCCGGAACGCUUCCUGGACCCCGUCACCGGCAAGCUUCGCCGAGAUCCCUUGCCGCUGGUUACCUUCGGCAUGGGACCGCGGACGUGUCCCGGAGAGAAGCUGGCGCACGUCGACAUGUUCUACAUCCUUGUGCGGCUCUUGCAACGGCUAACCGUCAGUGCAGGCGAAAAGGCACCAAAUGUGGACGCCCGUGGCCUCGGUUCGAACAUAUUUAUGCUGCCUGCCAAACAGACUAUCACGCUCACCAGAAGUCAUUAAAGACGCCGUGUAUGAUAUCGCAA
Messenger RNA from Dermacentor silvarum, 1974 nucleotides. Its product is annotated as cytochrome P450 1A1-like. Gene Ontology annotation, molecular function: oxidoreductase activity, acting on paired donors, with incorporation or reduction of molecular oxygen; heme binding; monooxygenase activity. The record is from RefSeq and is a predicted model, not a curated record. NCBI's taxonomy places the organism in Eukaryota, Metazoa, Arthropoda, Arachnida, Ixodida, Ixodidae.